GUCCCUUUAAGAAACAUGACACAGGAAGAAACUGAAAGUUCUUCCUGGGAAACUACCAGGAUCUCCGUCGACAUUAUUUCUCCUUUACAGACCAACACCAACAGAGAAAUGGCCUCCAGCAACAGUUUCUUAUCCGAGGAGCAGCUUGUUUGUCCCAUCUGCCUGGAAGUGUUCACUCGGCCAGUUUCCACUCCAUGUGGACACAACUUCUGCAUGUCCUGCAUCACGUCCUACUGGGACGACAUACCAGUCAGCCUGUGCCCGGUCUGUAAGGAGACUUUUGAAAGGAGACCGGACCUUAAGGUCAACACUUUCAUCUCAGGGCUUGUAUCGCAGUUCAUGUCGCUUCAAGUGACAGACGAUCACAUCUGGAGCCUGGCCCAACAGCAGGCUCGUGGUGGUGGAGCGGUGCUGUGUGAUAUCUGUACGGACACCCAGCAAGAGGCUGUCAAAUCCUGUCUGGAGUGUCUGACUUCUUACUGCGACGUCCAUCUAGAGCCUCAUCACAGAGCUGCCGGCCUGAAGAGACACACACUGGUUGAGCCCAUGGCGAGCCUGGAGGACAGGAUCUGCAAGGAGCACUCUAGACUACUGACGUCAUUCUGCAAAAACGACGAGGUUUUGCUGUGUGACGUCUGCGCCGGUUCGCGCCACAUGAACCAUGACGUCGUUCCUGUGCAGCGAGCGUACAAAGAGAUGAAGGCUCUGCUGGGGGACGCUGAGGCCAAAGUGCAGCAGAUGAUCCAAGAAAGGCUGCAGAAGGUCCGAACCGUGAAGGAGUCAGUAGAACAAAGCAAGACAGAAACCAAAGAUGUGAUAGCAAACAGCGUGCAGGACUUGGCGGCGCUGGUCUCUGAGAUCCAGAAGAGCCAGGCGGAGCUUGUGAAGGUGAACGAGGAGAAACAAAAAGCAGCAGAAGAACAAGCAGGUGGGUUUAUUAGCGGUAUGGAGCGAGAGAUCACCGAGCUGCAGAAGACAACGAUGAAGAUGAGGGAGCUGAAACAGACUGAAGACCCAUUUUGUUUCCUCAAGAGCUCUCCAAACCCAUCCAUCCUCCCACACACGAUGGACUUGUCCACAUUCAGCUUUAACAGACAAGUGGAGAUACACCACAUACGGAAAUCAUUAAGCACACAAGUCUCUCAACUGCGAAUGUUGCUGAAUAAAAUGAGCACAGAAAUACAAAAAGUCUCUGACGGCACAGAUGUGUCAAAUGAUGCUACGCUGAGUUAUAUGCAGCAGUAUGAAGUGGACGUUUUGCUCGAUCCUGAUACAGCUCAUCCUCUGCUCGCUAUAUCUAAUGACAGGAAACAGGUGAGAUACGGGAUGGGUUCAGGUUUGUGGGUAAACCAGAACCCGAAUAUGUUUACAGAACAUCUCGCAGUUCUGGGACAGAGAGGCUUCUCGUCAUGCAAGUUUUACUUCGAGGUGUUUGUGGGUGGAAAGAUUGAAUGGUGUCUGGGCGUGGCCACGGCGUCGGUCCAGAGGAACGGGGUGCUUGCUCAGGUUCCUCUCUGUGGACUCUGGGCCAUCUGCUUCCUACAGGAUAAGUUUGAAGCCUUCAGUUCUCCAAACGUGCCGGUACACUUGGGGAAAGUGGAGCGGGUCGGCGUGUUUGUGGAUUGUAACGAAGGGAAAAUUUCUUUCUAUGACGUACAGACCGCAACACUCAUUUACUCGUUUACUGACUGCUUCUUUAUUGAAGAACUGCAUCCCUACUUUAAUCCGUGUGAUAAUGAAUAUGGACCAAACUUUGAGCCGAUGAUAAUUGUUCCUGUCAGUCGUACGGAGUAAUUUGUGGGUUAUUUAAAAUGCAACGGAUGUGUUUGAUUGCAAAAAGCAUGGUAAAGCAGCUUUUUAUAAUCAUAAAAUAUGUAACGCAUUUAAGGAGAUGAACCAUCUUCUUUUGCCGAUUUCCGUCUCUAUUGUGUUUCAGUGUGCCUUAGAUCCAAUCUGUGACUUUACAUAGGAAAACACUAUGUGUACACAUCAGUAGCUUGAUUAAUUAUUUAAUUUUGAGAAAAUAUCAAGUGGAGGGAAAAAAAACAGAAGAGUAAAUUAAAAAGA
Sebastes umbrosus (honeycomb rockfish) is the source of this 2067-nucleotide messenger RNA. RefSeq names its product E3 ubiquitin-protein ligase TRIM39-like. Lineage: Eukaryota; Metazoa; Chordata; Actinopteri; Perciformes; Sebastidae. Gene Ontology annotation, molecular function: protein binding; zinc ion binding. The record is from RefSeq and is a predicted model, not a curated record.